Phytomonas sp. EM1 is the source of this 334-nucleotide messenger RNA. Lineage: Eukaryota; Euglenozoa; Kinetoplastea; Trypanosomatida; Trypanosomatidae. The record is from the annotation of a GenBank genome assembly.
AUUAAGGGAUUUAUAUUUUUCACUUCAGGGCGAGAAAUCAAUGUCUCAGGUACGCAGGCCGGCUGGAAAUACAGCCGAACAGCCCAUGAGGUUGCAUUGCGUGUGCUCCACCUGCUUUACACCGCAGCCCUUCCCCCAACCUGGGGUUUCUACCAUGCCGUAUCAAUGCUCCUAUUGCCGGCUGCAUGGAGUUGAUAUGAAGAUUCUCUACACGCGUCGUUCGUUUCCAACGGAGCACUCCACUCGGUAAUGCGGAGACAAAGAGCGGGGGUUUUAUGCAUGAAUAUCUUAUAUUAACAUUAUUAUUUGUUCGCAUUUUGUGUAACAAAAUAAA